Molecule: messenger RNA, 1616 nt
Organism: Amaranthus tricolor (Joseph's coat)
Lineage: Eukaryota; Viridiplantae; Streptophyta; Magnoliopsida; Caryophyllales; Amaranthaceae
Exons: 14
Coding region: 58-1377 (439 amino acids)
Biological process (GO): lipid biosynthetic process
Molecular function (GO): methyltransferase activity
Source: RefSeq, a predicted model, not a curated record
CCCUUAACCAUAAUUGAUAAUUAUCUUUUCAUCAUCUUUGUAUACAUUUCAAUCUUCAUGGCUCUUUCUUGGAAAGAAGCAACAGCUCGUCAGUCUGUUACGGCAUUUCUUAAGGCCUUCAUUUCGGCCGGUAGUUUAACCCUUAUAGAAAAGGAUGGCACUAGUUUAUGCUUUGAGGGCUCGCUGGAAAUAUGUCCAUUAUCAGUUACUUUGAAGGUUCACGAUCCACAAUUUUAUUGGAAGGUUGCCAUGGAAGCAGACUUAGGUUUCGCAGAUGCAUAUAUUAAUGGAGAUUUUUCUUUCGUUGACAAAGACAAAGGUCUUGUAAAUGUCAUGAUGAUCUUUCUAGCUUGUACAGAUUAUAAUUCAUCUUCAGCUAAUGUUAGUAAAAGGAAUUGGUGGGCAUCAGUAUUCUCAAUAACAUCAUGGAUUGGCACAGCUAAAUUUAUCUACCGUCACUUUCGAAGGCGAAACACACUUACCCAAGCUCGUACUAAUAUUUCUCAACAUUAUGACUUGAGUAACGAAAUGUUUUCGUAUUUCAUGGAUGAAACGAUGUUGUACUCUUGUGCGGUCUUUAAGUCAGAAAAUGAAGAUUUAGAGGUUGCACAAAUGAGAAAAAUAUCCCUUCUAAUUGAUAAGGCAAGAGUAAAGGAGCAUCAUGAAGUGCUUGAGACAGGUUUUGGUUGGGGUACACUUGCUAUUGAACUUGUUAAGAGAACAGGUUGUAAAUACACUGGCAUUACUCUUUCCCAAGAGCAACUUAAAUUUGCUGAGGAAAGGGUCAACAAGGCUGGCUUACAGGAUCGAAUAAGAUUUCUUCUAUGUGAUUAUAGACAGUUGAAAGAUGUCCAUAAAUAUGAUAGAAUAUUCUCCUGUGAAAUGCUUGAAUCCGUGGGACAUGAAUACAUUGAAGAGUAUUUCCGUUGCUGUGAAUCAUUUUUGGCACCUAAUGGUUUAUUUGUCCUUCAGUUCAUAUCUAUAGCAGAUGAAUGCUAUGAUGAAUUCAGGAAAAGUCCAGGUUUCAUUAAGGAAUACAUUUUUUUUGGUGGAUGUCUACCUUCCUUUAGCCGAGUAACAUCAGCUAUGGCUACUGCAUCAAGACUUUGUGUGGAGCACGUGGAAAACAUUGGAGACCAUUACUAUCAAACUAUUAGACUAUGGAGAAAAAACUUUUUGGAGAAUCAAAGCAAAAUUAUUUCACUCGGCUUUGAUGAGAAGUUUAUUAGGACAUGGGAAUACUAUUUCGAUUAUUGUGCAGCUGGAUUCAAAAUGCGCACCCUUGGUGACUACCAGGUGAUAUUCUCACGCAAAGGAAAUGUCGUUGCAUUUGAUGAUCCCUAUGCAAUCAUACCAUCAGCGCGUUGUUUACCAUAGCAAUGAUAGUUUUUCUUUUAUAUUUAAUACUGAUAUUGAUAUUUUUUCACAAAAUAUAUUAUUUAUAUAAUAAAAAAUAAUUGUUUGGUACUCAUAAUUAUAUUUUUCUCCACAAAAUAUGUCAAAAUUUGUAUCAAAUAUAUUCUAGAACGAAAGUUAUAUUGUAUUUCAUUGUGUAUCUUUGAAAAUACCACAUUUUUAGUUUUUGUGUGUUCAUUUUAUUUUACUAUAUUUUGUUU